Striga asiatica is the source of this 1098-nucleotide messenger RNA. The record is from the annotation of a GenBank genome assembly. Lineage: Eukaryota; Viridiplantae; Streptophyta; Magnoliopsida; Lamiales; Orobanchaceae.
AAAAAAACUAAAACUAAAUAAAAAUAAACAAAAAUAUAACAAUUCACCGUGCUUUUCUCCGGCUCAUCUUCCUUCUAAGUGGGAACCUGUCCGGUUGCUCGUGGACCCCACGAGUCAGCUGACGUGGAUGAAGUGCACGAUCGGCAGAAACAAAAGAAACUAUAAUAAGAACGACAGCGUUUUCGAUGGCGCCAACUCGACGUCCUUUGUCACGACCAUCUGCCUUAAUCCGGCGAUGAUCUGCCCACCGAAUAUCACCAAGACCUUUAGCGCCAACAGCUUUUGCAACAAAGAUGGGUAUUGUGCAUAUAAUAUGAGCUACAACAUCGGGUCAACAUCCGGUGAGUUCGCCACAGACACCUUCACUAUCAACACGACCGACAACAAGGGGGAACAAAAAGCGUCCAAGUCGCGCACGUGCUCUUCAGCUGCAACGAAAAAAUGAGCCUCCUCAACAACAUCGUGGGCCCACACGUCCACGGCGUGCUCGCGCUCGGCUUCGGACCCUUCUCCUUCCCGUCGCAGGCCUCCGCCUUCGCCCGCGGCACGUUCUCGUACUGCAUCCCUGCCGAGGCGGGCCUCAACGCGUCUUUCAGGCUUGUCUUCGGCCCACAAACCGGGCCCGCGCAUACACAGUGCACGGAACUCAUCCCAAAAGUCAACGGCCCGUUCUACGCGGUCAAUAACUGUUCCGAGAUCGGACCUGAGAAGUGGAUCGUGGACACCGUGCAGGUGUACACGUCACUGCCCAGUGGGACCUACAAGGCGGUGGUGGCCCCACUGGACAAGUGGAUGUCGAGGUUCGGGAGGCGGGUCAGUCCCGGAAUGUUCAGCCCGCUCAAGUAUUGCUACAGUGUGAAGAGUGAGUUGCACAGUUGGCCGAAGCUCGAUUUUGUGUUUGGGGAUGGGAAGGUAUUUAAGCCGGUCGGGCCAGGCGUGGUGGUUGGAUUAAAGUCCGGAGUUAAGUGCUUGGGUUUCGUGAGGAGUAGUGAUGUGUUACCCGUGAUUGGGACUAUCAUGCAGGGGAAUCAUUGGAUACAGUUCAGAACUGGCAAGAGCCCGAAGUGGUGUUUUGCGGAGGCUAACUGCACGCGCUGA